AUGGAGUUUGACCAGAGCGGGUGGCGGAUGGGGUUCUCCGUGUCUGAUAGUCAAAUACACCUGACCCGACUGGAUCUUUUCCACAUGUUCUCGGAGGAGCAGUUGAGGGGGCCUAGAUUCGGCCCCCCGGACUUUUUCCGGGGUCAGCGACCGGAAGGGGAUCAAGUCAAGCAUGCCACGGACCCGGCAUCCAAGUGGUAA
Messenger RNA from Penicillium diatomitis, 201 nucleotides. RefSeq lists its product as uncharacterized. The record is from RefSeq and is a predicted model, not a curated record. The transcript has 2 exons. The coding region runs from base 1 to 201 and encodes 66 amino acids. NCBI's taxonomy places the organism in Eukaryota, Fungi, Ascomycota, Eurotiomycetes, Eurotiales, Aspergillaceae.